UGAUUUUCACUCAAGAAGCAAAAAGGUAAAAAAAAAUCCAUGAGUUUCUGCACAUAACAGUUUCAGACGAACCUCCUUCUCCCAAAUCUCCCUCUUCUUGCGAACCCUAGAAAACACUGAACACUGAUCCUUCGUUCUCGCAAUUCCAAUGCAAAUUCUCCAAAACUAGGGUUUCUUCUUCUCCUUCCUCCUCUUCUUCGUGCUGCCAUGGUCGGAAAACCAAUGGCCACCGCUACUUCCCGCGAAAGGCUCGCGAGUCUCGUGAACUCUGCAAACAUGGCCAUUGACAUACCCUCCAAGCUCGAAUCGUUGCGCCAACUGAGACUCGAGCUUCCCCAGGAAGACCCCGUUCUUCUCACCGAGUUCCUCCCUUUGCUCUUCGAGUUCCUCUCCGACCACUUCAGCCCCGUUCGCAAAUUCGUCACUGAGAUGGUUGGUGAGAUUGGAUUGAAGAACACGGAAUUCUUGUCUGACAUUGUGCCUGUGCUGAUUGAUGUAUUGGAUGAUGAUACGCCUGUGGUUGUUCGCCAAGCUAUUCUGUGUGGAAUUGAUUUGUUUCGCUCCACCCUCCAGAAACUCGCGAUUCAGGGUAUAUAUUCUAGUGAUUUAGACGGUGCACUUGAAUCUGCAUGGUCGUGGAUGGUUAGAUUCAAAGACAAAGUAUACACAUUAGCUUUUCAACAUGGAAGUAGUGGUGCAAAGCUUCUGGCACUGAAGUUUGUUGAAGCAGUUAUUCAUCUUUAUACACCUGAUCCUAAUGGCUCCUCAGAACCCACUCCUCACCAAGGACGGAACAUGGAAUUUAAUAUAUCAUGGUUGAGGCGAGGUCAUCCUAUUCUUAAUGUUGGAGAUUUGUCAAUUGAAGCGAGUCAUAGUUUGGGUCUCUUGCUUGAUCAAUUGAGAUUUCCAACUGUGAAGUCUCUUAGUAAUGCAGUGAUCAUUGUGGUAAUUAAAAGUCUUUCAGCCAUUGCAAUAAACCGGCCAGCAUUCUAUGGUCGCAUCUUGCCGGUUUUGCUCAGUUUGGAACCUUCAAGCUCUGUAGUUAAUGGGGUCUGUGUAACUGCCGUCCAUCUUGCUUUAAAGAAUGCCUUUCUUAGCUGCUCGAAAUGUACACACCCAAGUGCUGCUCCGUGGAGAGAUCGUUUAGCAGGCGCCUUGAAGGAGAUGCAAUCUGAAGGGAAGGCAGAUCGGGUGUUCCACCUAAUCUCUCCAAGUAAUGGAAGUAUACAGAGAGAGAAGGAUGAUCAACCAGUUAUCAAGGAAGAAGAACCUGCAGUGAAUUCAUCUGAUUCUGUGCACAUUAAAUUGGCAAGAAAACGAUCAGGAUCACAAGACAGAGGUGAUUUAUCUGUAGAUGAAGAUGUGCCUGGAAAACGUGUCAGAACAAUUGUUGGUUUAACAGAACCUAAGAAAGAGUUAGAUGAUUGUGCUGUUAACUCUCAGGAUGACGCUCAUUCAACACCAACAUCAUCAAAAGGAGAUGUGGAGAAUGGGCCUGUACAGCAACUUGUUGCCAUGUUUGGUGCUUUAGUUGCUCAAGGUGAAAAAGCUGUUGCAUCUUUGGAACUUCUUAUCUCAAGUAUUUCUGCUGACUUGCUAGCUGAGGUGGUGAUGGCAAAUAUGCGUUACCUACCUCCAAACUACCCCCAUGCUGAAGGAAAUGAUGAACAGUUGCAUGAAAUUUGUAUAUUUGGUUCUGAUGACAAGGCUAAAUAUCCACCGUCAUUUGUAGCUGGUGUUAUGUCACUUUCUACUACUUUCCCGCCAGUUGCUUCACUUCUUGAGACCCAUCGAUCUGUGUCAAAUGAUGUAGUGAAGUCUCAUGAGGAGGAAGAAAUUUCGGCAACUGGAGUAGGCAGUGCUGUUGUGCAUUCUGGCAUGAAUCUUUCAGCUGUAAAUGUAUCAUCGCCUCCGGAUUUUCCAUCUUCUGAUGCAUGUAUACCUGGAGUUGAGAAUGGCAGCACGGCUAUGGCUUCCGAUAUCCAUGAUGUUGGAAACUUAGAGAGUGGAAUCCCUGGCUUGGAUUCUUGUGGUCGUAGUGAUACCUUGUCAGAAACUUUGGCUGCUUCCUCAUUGGCUUCCACUGAGGUACAAUUAGAAGAUGCAGAUCAAGAGCAAGUUACGAGUUUGGAUCAAAGGUCAUCCCUGAACUUAGUUCCAUCAAUAUCAACAGAUAGAUCUGAGGAGCUGAGCCCAAAAGGAGUUGUUACAGAUGCCAAUAGCAUUGUGUCCUCAACAGCUACAUCAGCUGUGUUGCCUUCCCGUUUAGUCCUGCCAAAGAUGAUUGCUCCUGUUGUUGACCUUGCAGAUGAACAAAAGGAUGAUUUGCAAAUGUCAUGUUUUAUGCGUAUCAUCGAUGCACUUAAGCAAAUAGCUGAAGCUGGAGGCUCAAAAGUUCGAUUUUCGAUACUUGCCUAUUUAGGAGUUGAGUUUCCCUUGGAUUUAGACCCAUGGAAAUUAUUACAGAAGCACAUUUUGAUUGAUUACACUAGUCAUGAGGGACACGAGUUGACAUUACGUGUCCUCUACAGGUUAUUUGGCGAGGCUGAAGAGGAGACUGACUUCUUUUCUUCCACGACUGCAGCUUCUGUAUAUGAAAGAUUCCUCUUAACAGUGGCCGAAGCGCUUAGAGAUUCCUUUCCACCUUCAGACAAAUCAUUAAGUAAACUGCUUGGUGAAUCUCCUUAUUUACCAAAAUCAGUUUUAAAAAUUUUAGAAAACAUGUGUUCUCCUGGAAAUGGGGAUAAAGUUGAAAAGGAAUCACUUUCAUUCAAUGCGGAUAGAGUUACUCAAGGUCUUAGUGCUGUAUGGAGUUUGAUUCUUCUCAGACCUCCCAUUCGAGAUACUUGUUUAAAAAUUGCUUUACAGAGUGCAGUGCAUCACUUGGAAGAAGUGCGUAUGAAGGCAAUACGUCUGGUGGCAAAUAAACUUUAUCCUUUACCAUUCAUUUCCCAGAAAAUAGAAGAUUUUGCGAAGGAAAUGCUAUUCAGAGUGAUGAGUGGUGAUGCAUCUGAAGCUACUGAAGCUGAAGGGUCUAUUGCUGUUUCACAAAAUGGGCCUGAUGUUGAAAAGCUUCCAGAAGAACCAUCAUCUUUGAGUGGCAGCAGUAAGGAUGUCUCCUCAGAUAAUCACCAACCGUGCACAUCUGACAAUGCUGUGCCUGAUUCAGUUUCUGAGUCUCAGAGAUGCAUGUCAUUGUAUUUUGCUUUGUGCACAAAGAAACACUCUCUCUUUCGCCAAAUAUUUGUCAUCUAUAGAAGCAUACCAAAGGCUGUGAAGCAGGCUGUUCAUCGUCAAAUUCCUAUAUUAGUGCGCACUAUGGGUUCAUCUUCAGAUCUCCUUGAAAUUAUUUCAGAUCCCCCAAAUGGAAGCGAGAAUCUCCUAAUGCAGGUGUUGAAUACACUUACAGAUGGUACAAUCCCUUCUAAGGAUUUAAUAUUUACUGUGAAAAGGUUACAUGAUUCAAAACUUAAGGAUGCUGAGGUCCUUAUUCCGAUAUUACCAUUCCUACCAAAAGAUGAGGUGAUGCCGGUAUUUCCUCACUUUGUGAGUCUUCCUUCUGAGAAGUUCCAAGUUGCACUGGGUCGCAUACUGCAGGGGUCAUCGCAAUCUGGUCCAGUGCUUACUCCGGCUGAAGUUUUAAUUGCUAUUCAUGGGAUUGAUCCUGAAAGAGAUGGAAUUCCCUUAAAGAGGGUAACAGAUGCAUGCAAUGCUUGCUUUGAGCAGCGGCAAAUAUUCACUCAAGAAGUUCUUGCUAAAGUUUUGAAUCAACUGGUCGAGCAGAUUCCGCUUCCUUUACUGUUCAUGCGUACAGUUUUACAAGCUAUUGGUGCUUUUCCUACACUGGUGGACUUUAUAAUGGAGAUUCUUUCUCGCCUUGUGAAAAAGCAGAUAUGGAAAUACCCUAAGUUGUGGGUAGGAUUCUUGAAGUGUGUGCAGUUGACAAAACCUCAAUCACUUGGUGUUUUGCUUCAGCUACCUAUAGCACAAUUGGAAAAUGCUUUAAAUAGAAUUGCAGCACUAAAAGCACCAUUAAUUGCUCAUGCUACCCAGCCAGAAGUACAAUCUACCCUUCCCAGGUCUGUACUGGUUCUUCUGGGAAUUGUUUCUGACGCACAGAUUUCAAAUCAGGCGCAAACUAGUCAAACACAGACCGAUGAGACAAGCCUCUCAGAUAAGGACACAGUAACAGAAAAAUCUAAAGAAUCUUCUAUAGCGAGCUAAACUAAGACUAGUUAACUGCGAGAAUCAAGUUAAACUAUCCUAUAUCAGAGACCAACAGCUACUAGCUAUCUCCAAACAAGGGGAUGAAGAGCUAGGAUUGAUGAAUUUGCCACCCUAGAUGGCCAGAUUGUUCAGAUGAAAAAAAGUGGCAUUAUUGUUGGUUGGGUGGGUUAUGUGCCAAGGGUUUCGCUCCUUCCUUUGUAAUUGUACCUGUGCAUUAGGCUACAACCUUGCUUGUAAAUUUGAAGGUGGAACAAAACAAUUUAUAAUGGAAUGGGAUGUGUAGUCUCAUAUUUUCAAAUUGGUUCUGAUGUAUUAUUAUGACUAUUCGCAUGCAUAUAUACCUUAUCUCUAGUGGUCGCAUAUAUACCCUAUCUCUAGUGGUUGCCUUUCAUGUAUCUAUGGUUAAGACGUGCAUCUGAGGUUUGCCUUUCAUGUAUCAGGUUAUUUUAUUAUUUCAGAUA
Lotus japonicus is the source of this 4688-nucleotide messenger RNA. RefSeq lists its product as uncharacterized. The record is from RefSeq and is a predicted model, not a curated record. The transcript has 27 exons. Lineage: Eukaryota; Viridiplantae; Streptophyta; Magnoliopsida; Fabales; Fabaceae. The coding region runs from base 208 to 4224 and encodes 1338 amino acids.